AUGACCCUUCAAGAAGGGAAACGGCACCCAAAGGCGUCGCCGUCAUCGUUCUUGUCGGCACAAGGCUUUCGCCUGAAGCAUCCCCAACCUGGUCGUCUCCGCAGAUGCCUGCGCUUGAUUCCAGCAACACAAGACCACCCCAUCCCCAUGCUAGUCACGGCGAGCGUCCCCGCCAGGUCCAGCAAGAAGCUCCGAAGACACGGCCGCUCACCUCGAGCAUCCGCACAAAAAGGAGUUAGAGCAACCUUGGCUGCCACCAGCACCCAACCUCCCACCACCGGCCACACGUCUCCACCACCGCCACAUCAUGCCCCGCCGGCAGCAUCCACCGCCGACCCCCCGGCCGUGGCCACGGAAAACCGCCACCCGAGCAAGCUGCUGCCACAGGAAAGGCCGGAUCUGGACGCCAUGAAGCCUCACAGACCAAGCAGAGCAGAUCACCUUCGCCACCACGCUGUCCGUGCCACCACGCCGCACCGCCCAACAUCUCCGCCCCGCCAUCAUCCUCCGGACACGGCCACCGGGAGCACCGGCAGAGCGAGUGAGCCGCUGCUCAAGGGGAGCCAGAUCUGGGCAUGGAGCUCCCCCAGAUUGAUGCGGCUGACCCGGACCACCGCCGCCCACGCCACCGUGCCGCUCGCGCCGCCUCCAAGCGCCACCUGCAGAGCAACGGUGGGCAGCGGCGUGGUGCGGGCGCGGCCAAGCGCUGGAGGGCGCGUGCGGGCACGCGGCCGGCGCGGGGCACACAAGGGCAGCAACCGGAGCGAGGCAGGACGAGGCCCGAACGCGGCGUCGCGAGCGACUGCAGGGCCUGAUGACGGCAGCAGCAAAGUAGCAGCUGCAUCAGCACAACAGCAGGCAGGGGAGGCGGCGCACGGCAAGCGGCUGGACACGCGCGGGGCGAGCAGAAGACCCCGGGCAGGCGCGACAAGUGCGGGGUCAAGGAGCCGCGGGCGCGUGACCAGGGCAUGGGGAGGACGGCAGAGCACGCGUGGGAGCGAGGUGGCUCAGACGCGCGAGCGCAGGCGCACAGGAGCAGACGGAGAGGUCCGGGCAGUGGUGACGUCCUACGGCGACGAGAAGAAAUAA
Messenger RNA from Aegilops tauschii subsp. strangulata, 1089 nucleotides. NCBI's taxonomy places the organism in Eukaryota, Viridiplantae, Streptophyta, Magnoliopsida, Poales, Poaceae. The record is from RefSeq and is a predicted model, not a curated record.